This is a messenger RNA of Engraulis encrasicolus (European anchovy), 2349 nucleotides long. Its product is annotated as protocadherin alpha-3-like. The record is from RefSeq and is a predicted model, not a curated record. The coding region runs from base 1 to 2349 and encodes 782 amino acids. The transcript has a single exon. Gene Ontology annotation, biological process: homophilic cell-cell adhesion. NCBI's taxonomy places the organism in Eukaryota, Metazoa, Chordata, Actinopteri, Clupeiformes, Engraulidae. Gene Ontology annotation, molecular function: calcium ion binding. Gene Ontology annotation, cellular component: plasma membrane.
AUGGUAUUGUUGGCUGUCUUUUUGUCUUCGAAAGGGUCUUUGGCACAAAUUAGGUACUCUGUUUCUGAGGAACAAGACAAAGCUGUCGUUGGAAACAUCGCGAAGGAUUUGGGCAUUGAUGCACGAACACUGAAGGACAGAGGGUUUCGUAUUGUUGCAAGCUCAAACAGUUCCCUUUUUAGAUUAAACCUUAGCGAUGGCACGCUGCACGCGACGGGGCGGAUAGACAGGGAAGAUAUUUGUGCGCGAAGCAGCUCUUGUCUAAUUAAUCUCAAAACCAUUCUCGAGAACCCGUUAGAGAUUCACUAUGUCGUGGUAGAGAUUGUAGAUGUUAACGAUCAUUCUCCGCUGUUUACUGAAAAGAAAAAGCGUUUAGAGAUAUCUGAAUCUGCAUCACGGGGUGUGAAAUUUCAGCUUCAGCCAGCACGGGACCCGGAUGGAGGCAUAAAUUCCAUCCAGACCUAUAAAUUGAGUCAAAAUGAUCACUUUAGUUUAGAGGUUAAAGAUCGUGGGGAAGAUGGUAAAAUUCCCAUUUUGAUAUUACAAAAACCUCUCGACAGGGAAGUCGCAACAACUCACAGGUUAGUGUUGAACGCUAUUGACGGUGGGAAACCACCAAAGUCGGGAACAGUAGAAAUACAUGUGGAUGUUCUUGAUGUGAAUGAUAACGCCCCAGUUUUUACAGAAGGGAAAUAUAUGGUUACACUUCAAGAAAACGCACCAAUUGGAACUACAGUGAUUAAGGUGAAUACUACUGAUUUAGAUGAAGGUUUAAAUGGCGAAGUUGUGUAUUCUUUUGGUGACAUAGUGAGCAAGAAGGUGCGUGAAUUGUUUGAUUUAAACCCUGUCACUGGCGAAAUCACAGUAAAACAUCACAUUGACUAUGAGGAAAAGGACAACUAUGAAAUAGAUAUACAGGCUUCAGACAAAGGAGUUGUCCCUCUCACUUCAGACAAAAGUGUCAUGAUAAAAGUUGUGGAUGUUAAUGACAAUGUACCUGAGAUUGAGGUGACAUCUUUUUCAAGAGCAGUGUCUGAAGAUUCAAGACCUGGAACAACAGUUGCACUGAUCAGUGUCAGUGACUUAGACUCUGGUGUCAACAGUAAAGUGUCUUGUUCGUUACCUGACAGCUUACCUUUCAAGCUGAUGGCAUCCACACAGAAUAACAUAUACUCACUAGUCACAAGCUCGCCCCUAGACAGAGAGAAAGAGUCCCAAUAUGAUGUCCCUUUAACCGCUGUUGACUCAGGUAAGCCACCUUUGGCAUCUGAAAAGACAAUUACAGUCCUGAUAUCAGAUGUCAAUGAUAACAGUCCACAGUUUUCGGAGAGUCAGUAUGCAUUUUAUGUGACUGAGAAUAAUGUUCCAGGUGAAUCUAUUUUCACAGUGUCCGCCUCUGAUAAAGACCUUGAUGAAAAUGCUCAAGUGCAUUAUCAAAUUUGCAGGGAAUGUGGAGAUGACAGCAAAUACGCUUCUUUUCUAAACAUUAACUCAGAAACUGGGAAUGUUUAUGCACUGAAGAGCUUUGAUUUCGAAACCCUUAAGUCGUUUCAUUUUCAAGUAUUAGCAAUUGACAAUGGGAAACCAGCCAGGGUCAGCAAUGCCACUGUUCAUGUCUACAUUUUAGACCAAAAUGAUAACGCCCCAGUGAUUCUGUCCCCAGCUAGAGCAAACGGCACCUCUGAGGGUGUAGAGGAAGUGCCACGUAACGUGAAGGCAGGUCAUUUUGUCUCCAAAGUGCAGGCCUACGAUGCGGAUGUAGGAUAUAAUGGCUGGUUGCUAUUUUCAGUGCAGGAUGUCACCGACCACACUCUCUUUGGUCUGGAGCGCUACACUGGUCAGAUUCGCACCCUUAGGCCCUUCACUGAAACAGACGAAGCCCAACACAAGCUGGUCAUAUUGGUAAAAGACAAUGGGAACAUUUCGCUCUCGGCCACUGCCACCCUUAUCAUUAAAGUCGUGGAGCCCAAAGAGGCCUUCGCUGCUUCAGAUGUGCAAAACCCUUUGAGUGACGAGGACACCAAUGUCACAUUUUAUCUGAUCAUAACACUGGCAUCGGUGUCAGCCUUGUUCAUCAUCAGUAUCAUUGUGCUGAUUGCCAUGCAGUGCUCCAAACAAACAGACUUUUCGUCCAAGUACUUGCAAGACACUAAUUAUGAUGGCACCCUGUGCCACAGCAUCCAGUACAGAUCUGGAGACAAGAGGUACAUGCUGGUUGGACCCAGAAUGAGUAUCGGCUCCACUAUAGUUCCUGGCAGCAAUGCAAAUACACUAGUGGUUCCAGAUCGAAGGCGACGGCUAUCUGUGGAGGUAAGGCAGUGUUCCACAGAGAAAUGUGUUUACAACUGA